UCUAAAUCCUACUCUCACCUAGUGAUUCCCGCCCCUCCUCCGAUCCCUGCUUCCCCACCUCCCUCAUUCCUUGCCCUUGGCUCUGUGGAGGGGCGGGGCAGGAAAGGGGUCAGGCCUCUGCCAGACCCCCUCAUCCCGCCCUCUUCUUCUCUUUCCAAACCAACCCGAGGCCCAAGGGGACUUUGGAGCUGGGUAGGAAGAGCAGCAGGGCGGAGAGGUGGGGGUGUGCCUAGGGGCAGCGGUGGCCGGCUUUAUAAUCCGCCCAGUCACUGGAGAGGCGAGACGCGGGAGCCUCAGUGCGCGUCCGAAGCAGCGAGCGAGCGCCGCGGCUCAGCGCAGCUGGGACCAUGGUCAUCCCUGCCCGGGGCUGCCCGGGGCCGCUGGUCCGGCAGCUCAUCCUGCUGCUGACCUGUCUGCUCCUGCCGCCCACCCAGGCCCUGCCCACCGAGCUGAUGCCCGGGGACUUUGCCACAGACGAGGCCGGGGCGAAGCUCUUUGCCCAGAGCUACAACUCCACGGCGGAGAUCAUCCUGUACGAGAAAACCGCAGCCAGCUGGGCUUACAAAGUCAACAUCACCCAAGAGAACGCGAAGCGGCAGGAGGAAGCAGACCUACUGUAUCAAGAAUUCACUGAGGCUUGGGGUCAGAAAGCCAAGUCGCUCUAUGACCACAUCUGGAAGAAUUUCACGGACCCCCAGCUUUACAAGAUCAUCAGUUCUGUGAGGACCCUGGGCCCAGCCAAUCUGCCCAUAGACCAGCGACAGACGUACAAUACCUUGCUGAGCAAAAUGACCAGCAUAUAUUCUUCAACCAAAGUCUGCUUCCCCAACAAGACUGCCACCUGCUGGGCCCUGGAACCAGAGCUUACAGAGAUCUUGGCCUCCUCGAGAAGCUACACUAAGCUGCUGUUUGCCUGGGAGGGCUGGCACAAUGCAGUAGGGGUUCCUCUGAAACCUGAAUAUGAAGCUUUUGUCAAUCUCAGCAAUGAGGCCUAUAAGUUGGACGGCUAUGAAGACACAGGGGCAUACUGGCGUUCUUGGUAUGACUCGUCUACAUUCGUGGAUGACCUGGAGCGACUGUACCAACAGCUGGAGCCGCUCUACCUGAAUCUCCACGCCUUUGUGCGCCGUGGCUUGUACCGCCGCUAUGGGGAAAAGUACAUCAAUCUCCAGGGUCCCAUCCCUGCUCAUCUACUGGGAAAUAUGUGGGCACAGAGCUGGGGAAACAUCUAUGACAUGAUGGUUCCCUUCCCAGACAAGCCCAAUCUAGAUGUCACCAACACCAUGGUGCAGAAGGGCUGGAAUGCCACACACAUGUUCCGGGUUGCAGAAGAAUUCUUCACAUCUCUGGGACUGCUGCCUAUGCCUCCGGAGUUCUGGGCAGAGUCCAUGUUGGAGAAGCCAGAUGAUGGGCGAGAGGUGGUAUGCCAUGCCUCUGCCUGGGACUUCAACAACAGAAAAGAUUUUAGGAUUAAGCAGUGCACAAGAGUGACCAUGGACCAGCUGUCUACCGUGCAUCACGAGAUGGGCCAUGUGCAAUAUUACCUUCAGUACAAAGAUCUGCCUGUUUCCCUGCGAGCAGGAGCCAACCCUGGCUUCCACGAGGCCAUUGGGGAUGUGCUAGCCCUAUCUGUUUCCACACCCGCCCACCUACACAAAAUCGGCCUGCUAGACAAUGUUACUAAUGACAAUGAAGGUGAUAUUAACUACCUGUUAAAGAUGGCACUAGGAAAGAUCGCCUUCUUGCCCUUUGGCUACCUGGUGGACCAGUGGCGUUGGAGGGUCUUCAGUGGGGUCACAACUCCAUCCCAGUACAACUACGACUGGUGGUACCUUCGGAUUAAAUACCAGGGCAUUUGCCCUCCCAUUGCCCGGAAUGAAACUCACUUUGACGCUGGGGCAAAGUUUCAUGUCCCAUCUGCAGCACCAUAUAUCAGGUAUUUUGUGAGUUUUGUCCUUCAGUUCCAGUUCCACAAAGCCCUGUGUGCUGAGGCAGGCCACACCGGGCCCCUACACCACUGUGACAUCUACCAAUCUCAACAGGCUGGUGCCAAACUCAGGGAGGUGUUGCAGGCAGGUGCUUCUCAGCACUGGAAGGAUGUGCUGAAGGGGCUAACGGGCUCAGAGACCAUGGAUGUAGGACCUCUUCUGGAAUACUUCGAGCCUCUCACCGUCUGGCUCCAGCAACAGAAUCAGAUCAAUGGCGAGGUCCUGGGCUGGCCUGAAUUUGAGUGGCGUCCACCAGUGCCAGAUGGCUAUCCAGAGGGCAUUGGUAAUGUCCACAGGGGAAAACAGAGCUAGACCCCAAAUUCCUGGCGCUAGGGCUUGUUUCAUUUCUAGCAAAAGCCUUGAUGUUACUCCUGUCACUAGAAAGGCAGACUGUGGGUGAGAUCUCCCAUCCCACACACAUCAGAGAACUCUAUGAGCUCUUUAGAAGUGACUCUGGGAUUGGAAAACAUCCUACCCCCUUCUUAUGCCUUGGAGCUACUUCAUGAACUAAAAAAAUCCCUUCAGAUUCCAAGCUGAUCCAUAGGUUCCGAGUUCUUAAUGCCCAGCCUCUGUGAGGUUAAACUAUGAUCUAUGUUCUGAUUGGCUGGGGUAUUGGAUUGCUUGGCUCUGCUGAUCAUGGGUCGAGGUUGGGUGCAUCAAGAUACACUCCCAUUCCUUUAUUGUGGGCAGCUCUUAUGUCUUCUCAGUUUGGGAAAAACUCAGAGCCUGGGUGGAGGUCAGGCUUGGAGAAAAGGGAAGGGAGAAGGGAGGGGACUAUUAGAAGCAGAAAGGGGAAGGGGAGAGGAAAAGGGAAUCAACUAAUCCAUUAAAUGAACAUUUAUUGUUUGUUAUGCAUGCCAGCCACCUGUGCUAAAGCACUGUGGUUUCAAAGACAAAGAAGAAAUAUGGAAAUGGUUUCCAUAAUUGUACAUGUAUAACCUGUAUCUGAUUGUUUAUCACCUCAGGGAUUGGGGAGGGGAGGGAGGGAAAGCCGGAGGGAUGGAAUUUGAAACUCAAAACUUUGAAUAAAAAUGUUAAUCAAAGGUAAGGAAACAGGAAGAAACUUGAUGAGAAAAGAGAGGGGGGAGAGAGAUGGGAAGAUAGAGCGAACUGGGAGGGUGGCUUGCCCUAACUGGGAGAAGCCAGAAGGGAAGGUGGAAGAGGGGUGGAGUUCUCCUCCCUCUUCUGGCGCACCCCCAUUCCCCUCCACUGCCCUGCAACCUAGGACCCUGACCAUCCAUCUCUGGGGCCCCAUGCGGCCUUUCUAUCACCAUCAUCAUCAUUAUUGUUACUAUUAUUUUUUACUGAUUGUUAUUAUUAUUAACAACAACAACAACAAUAGCAUUUAUAUACUGUUUUACAAAUACCAUCUAAUUUUUUCUCCACAACCCUGGGAAGUGAGAUCCUAUUAACCCCAUUGUACAGAAGAGGAAACUGAAGCAGGCAGUGGUUACAUGACUGGUCUGCAACCACAAACUUAGUAAGUUUCUGAGGUAGAGUUUGAACUCGGUACUUCCUGGCUCUAACCAUUUGACACAGACUGCUUUUUUUUUUUUUGUAAUAAAUAUUUUUAUAUAUAGUUUGGGCUUCCAAUUUUUAUUUCUCCUUCCCUCCCUCCUCCCUGAAGCAGCAAGUAAUCAGAUAUGGGUUG
Molecule: messenger RNA, 3639 nt
Organism: Dromiciops gliroides (monito del monte)
Lineage: Eukaryota; Metazoa; Chordata; Mammalia; Microbiotheria; Microbiotheriidae
Product: angiotensin-converting enzyme-like
Exons: 12
Coding region: 348-2300 (650 amino acids)
Biological process (GO): proteolysis
Cellular component (GO): plasma membrane
Molecular function (GO): peptidyl-dipeptidase activity; metallopeptidase activity
Source: RefSeq, a predicted model, not a curated record